This is a messenger RNA of Pochonia chlamydosporia 170, 906 nucleotides long. Its product is annotated as hexaprenyldihydroxybenzoate methyltransferase precursor. Lineage: Eukaryota; Fungi; Ascomycota; Sordariomycetes; Hypocreales; Clavicipitaceae. Bases 1 to 906 code for a protein of 301 amino acids. Gene Ontology annotation, molecular function: 2-methoxy-6-polyprenyl-1,4-benzoquinol methyltransferase activity. The record is from RefSeq and is a predicted model, not a curated record. The transcript has a single exon. Gene Ontology annotation, biological process: ubiquinone biosynthetic process.
AUGUCGACAUCUCUGAGGGCAUCCAGCCGCCUCCUCGGACUAUCCAGACCAAGGACAGCCGCGUUUACGGCAACUCUACAGGCAAAACAUACACGGCCCUCCGCAUCAACGAAACCUUUCCAAAUAGCACCACCACGAUGCCAUUCAACCUUCUCCUCCGUCAACCCUGAAGAGGUAUCCCACUUCAACGCCCUCGCCUCCGAAUGGUGGGAUCCCCACGGCUCCUCCCGACUCCUUCACCUCAUGAACCCCAUCCGACAAGACUUCAUCCGCUCCUGUCUUCAAUCACAACCCGAGACCAAGGCGUCAGCCCUGCAAGACGCAUCCCUCACAUACCUCGACAUCGGCUGCGGAGGCGGCAUCUUUGCCGAGAGCGCAGCACGCCUGCCCACGACGAAGCACGUCACCGCCAUCGACCCGACGCCGUCCGUCCUAGCCGUUGCAAAGGCGCACGCCAAAAAAGACCCGUCGCUAAGCGCCAAGCUGUCCUACAAACAAACCUCCAUUGAAGAGCUGCCCGUGCCGCAAGACCCCAGAGAUGGCUACCACGUCGUCAGCCUGUUCGAGGUGAUUGAGCAUGUGGACGAGCCGGGGCCGUUUCUGGAACGGGUUCGGCCGUUUGUAAGGCCCGGUGGCUGGCUGGUCAUGAGCACCAUUGCCAGGACGUGGGUGAGCUGGUUUACGACGAACCUUGUUGCGGAGGAUCUUUUGCGCAUCGUCCCCCCUGGCACUCAUGACUGGAAUAAGUACAUCAAUGAAGAUGAGCUGCGGCGCUUCUUCCUGGACAAGGGGUGGGAUAGUCCUAGGGUCAUGGGGGUGGUGUAUGUUCCUGGGUUGGGAUGGAAGGAGGUUCGGGGCGGUGAGAAGGUGGGCAAUUACUUUUUUGCUGUGAGGAGGAGUGAAUGA